This is a messenger RNA of Nipponia nippon (crested ibis), 705 nucleotides long. The record is from RefSeq and is a predicted model, not a curated record. NCBI's taxonomy places the organism in Eukaryota, Metazoa, Chordata, Aves, Pelecaniformes, Threskiornithidae.
AUGCGCAGGCUGAAGGAGGUCGAUGUGCACUGCCAGAGCCGGCAGAUGCUCACCUCUGGGAACCCAAGAGCAGAUUUGACCUCCGAUAAAGAUUUAUACCUUGACAACAGCUCUGUUGAAGAAGCAUCAGGCGUCUAUCCAAUUGAUGAUGAUGAUUAUUCUUCUGGGUCAGGUUCAGGUGCUGAAGAAGAUGAGGAUAGUGCAGUGACAACAACAUCCAGAACACUUCCAAAGUUACCGACAACUAGUGAUGCAUCUAGGGCUGAGACCACCACGGUGAAAAUGCAGACCAAGGUGCCUGCACAAACAAAGUCACCUGAAGAAAUCGAUAAAGAGGAAAGGCCCGAGACGGAUGCCAAGAAAAAGAGUGAUGAGCCAGGGGAUGACACCGACGUGUUCACUGAGAAGCAUUCAGAAAACCUCUUCCAGAGAACAGAAGUUCUGGCAGCUGUUAUUGCUGGUGGAGUUAUCGGUUUUCUUUUCGCAAUCUUCCUUAUCCUGCUACUGGUAUACCGCAUGAGAAAGAAGGAUGAAGGCAGUUACGACCUUGGUGAACGUAAACCGUCCUGUGCUGCCUAUCAAAAGGCACCUACUAAGGAGUUUUAUGCAUAAAAUUCCUAUUUAGUGUCUCUAUUUAUGAGAUCACUGAACUUUUUUAAAUAAAGCUUUUGCAUAGAAUAAUGAAGAUCUUUUUUUUUUUUUUUU